UGACCUGACUGGCUGUCCUUUGGUUAUCAGUCCUGCCGUUUGGGGGCAAGAAUUGGAGGAAAGCCAUCCCAAAAUGGAUGUUCUCAAGUUGAAAACGAGUAGUCUGGGACUGUAAGGUAAAAAAAGAGUUGAAGGCAUGAGUUUUCGGUAUCUUAAGACAGCUUCCUGAUCCUGAGGGUACGGCCAGCUGAAUAUGAGGGGCUUUUAAAUGGGAGAAAAAAACAAGAAGCAAAAUAAAUACGACCCCAUUUUAACCGACGUCAUUUGCCGCAAGCAACGACCCUAGAAGUAAGGCUCUCCUACAGGGUCGGUUGGAAGUUACCCACUGUACACCCGAGAGACUGUGCCGUGGGGCGGUGAGCUGCACUGUGCCAUGAAACUGGGGCAGGGGCCCAGCAGGUAGAAGUGAGAGGUGGACUGGGCUCUAGGGCCUGGAACGCCAGAGCCACUGGACGAGCGACACUCAGACCCCGAAGCUACGUAGGGACCCUGAGCCUAGGCCAAGCCAGCCCGAGCAGGGCAGAGUGCUUAGGUGGCCAUGAAGGGCGUGGCGUGCAGGCCCCGCCCCCUCGCGAUGCUUUCCUUCCUCCGCCAGCCGCCAAGCGCUCCACUGUUCGCAUUUGCAGAGAGGGAGGAGAAAUCGGAGUGUUGGGGAGCUCUUGCCUAGCCCGGCCCAACCUUUGCUCCAGAGAUCAUGGCUGCCGAGGAUGUGGUGGCGACUGGCGCGGACCCGAGCGACCUGGAGAGCGGCGGGCUGCUGCAUGAGAUCUUCACGUCCCCCCUCAACCUGCUGCUUCUCGGCCUCUGCAUCUUUCUGCUCUACAAGAUCGUACGCGGGGACCAGCUCGGGGCUGGUGGCGACAACGACGACGACGAGCCACCCCCGCUGCCUCGUCUCAAGCGGCGCGACUUCACCCCUGCUGAGCUGAGACGUUUUGACGGCGUCCAGGACCCGCGCAUUCUUAUGGCCAUUAAUGGCAAGGUGUUCGACGUGACCAAAGGCCGCAAAUUCUACGGGCCGGAGGGGCCAUACGGGGUCUUUGCCGGAAGGGAUGCAUCCAGGGGCCUUGCUACAUUUUGUUUGGACAAAGAAGCGCUGAAGGAUGAGUAUGAUGACCUUUCUGACCUCACCCCUGCCCAGCAGGAGACUCUGAGUGACUGGGACUCUCAGUUCACUUUCAAGUAUCAUCAUGUGGGCAAACUGCUGAAGGAAGGGGAGGAACCUACUGUGUACUCAGAUGACGAAGAAGCAAAAGAUGAGAAUGCUCGGAAAAAUGAUUGAAGCAUUCAGUGGAAGCAUAUCUAUUUUUGUAUUUUGCAAAAUCAUUUGUAACAUUCUAGUCUGUCUUUAAAACAUGGUGAUUUCACUAUUUAGAAAAGUUUUGAACUUGCUGUAAAUUUUUUAAAUUAACAUUACUAGUGACACUGGUAAAAUCAACUUGUCUUAGAAUGCAUGAUGUGUGUGUCACAAAUCCAGAAAGUCAACUGCAGUGCUGUAAUGCAAAUGUUAAAGCUGUUUUUCUUCUAUCUGUAGUUAGAACAAACUGAAUUGCAAUUUGAUUUUUCUGAGAGAAAGAGAAAACUUGGGUAUUUCCACAAACUGCUCAAAAUGGUAAAUGUACUGAGAAUGAAAAAGGAUCAACUUCUAAUCAUGUUGUUCUCUGAAAACAAGCCCAUUUUACUCAAUUGACUUAACUGCAUGAUUAUUGUUUUAUCUACCUCUAAAGCAAAUCUGCAGUGUUCCAAAAAUCUAUGGUAUUCAAGAGAGAUGUCCAGUAACAAAAUGAAAAUUCAAUGAUGGGCUCAGUUGGGGCAAACAUAUUGCCUGUGUUGGUGGGCUGAUUUAUCAUCCUUGUCCCCAUGUGGACAUACUCCCACAUAUGGUAACUCACACACAGUAAUUAGCAAUUGGAACUAAAACGGCAUCUGAAAAUACAAAGUAGGGCUUUGCAAAAAGUAAAAAUUUAAAAAAUAAAAUUCUGUUGCUUGUAGCAGAGCAAUGGCUAUGUGGUUAUUGACCAAAUGCAGAUUUUGAGAGGGACAUACAGGGCAGGAACAAGUGUGUGCUUUUCCAAAAACUUUCACCGUCAUCUCUGAAGAAUGAGAAAACACUACAUGGCACUAGCUGAGUGAUUUUGAAAGGAAAAUACAUUCCUAAGGUAACAGUCAAAUCCUUCUGUUGUUACAAACCUGUAGUCACUUGGAAAGUAGUCAAGUGUCUAGGUCUUGGAGAAUUCUCUUUUGGUUAAUACUAAACCUAGCUUAACUGUAGAUAAGUAGCUACAGUUGUAUAAAUUUGUAAAAUUAUUAUAUGAACUAGUGAGGUUUCAAACUCUUGUAAUUUUAGUUAGUCAUUGUAUUUUCUUGUGAGUUGUGUUUAACGGUUUUAUCUGAAAUCAGAAAAAAAAAUACAAAGUGCUUGGGUCAGUUAAUAAAAAAGGUUUUACCCAGUA
This is a messenger RNA of Meriones unguiculatus (Mongolian gerbil), 2453 nucleotides long. RefSeq names its product progesterone receptor membrane component 1 (gene Pgrmc1). The record is from RefSeq and is a predicted model, not a curated record. Lineage: Eukaryota; Metazoa; Chordata; Mammalia; Rodentia; Muridae. The transcript is spliced from 3 exons. Gene Ontology annotation, cellular component: membrane; endomembrane system. The coding region runs from base 695 to 1282 and encodes 195 amino acids.